This is a messenger RNA of Syzygium oleosum, 1876 nucleotides long. Its product is annotated as protein DETOXIFICATION 24-like. Gene Ontology annotation, molecular function: antiporter activity; xenobiotic transmembrane transporter activity. The transcript has 10 exons. Gene Ontology annotation, biological process: xenobiotic detoxification by transmembrane export across the plasma membrane. Gene Ontology annotation, cellular component: membrane. The coding region runs from base 284 to 1753 and encodes 489 amino acids. The record is from RefSeq and is a predicted model, not a curated record. NCBI's taxonomy places the organism in Eukaryota, Viridiplantae, Streptophyta, Magnoliopsida, Myrtales, Myrtaceae.
ACUGAGCCUCGUGUAUCACCAUUCAUCUCGAAAAUACACCUUCUCUCUUCCUCGGAGCGAGUCUACUCCUCCACAACCUUAUGAAUAUGUCUCUGUAGCUGUGCAAGCUACUGUCGAUCAACUGUUCUUAAGAAACAUAACAAGCAGUUAUCGAGGAGAAAAUUGCGCAAGCCCAUUGCACCUGUGCAAACUAGUGUCCAUCAACCGUUCUUAAGCAACAUAACAAGCAGUUACUAGAAGAGCGACUUGCGCAAGUCCACUGCAUAUAAGCAAGUAAGCUGUCAUGGACCAGAGGAUGGAAGAGAGGCUUCUGGGAUCAGAAGACGAGGCCAAGACCAGAGGACUGCGAUGGAGGAUUUGGGACGAAACAAAGACGAUGUGGAGGAUCGCAUUCCCUGCAAUAUUGUCGAGGGUGACAUUAUUCGGGAUAAUAAUAGUCACCCAGGCGUUCAUCGGACAUAUCAGCGCGCUGCAAUUCGCCGCCUUCGCGAUCGUGCAGACCAUACUCGUGAGGUUCGUCAGCGGAGUCACGCUGGGCAUGUCGAGCGCCACCGAGACCCUCUGCGGCCAAGCCUUCGGAGCCAAGCAGUACCAUAUGAUGGGCAUCUACCUCCAACGCUCCUGGAUCGUCAGCACCGCUGCCACGACCAUCCUCAUCCCGGCCUUCAUCUUCGCCACUCCGGUCUUCACCCUCCUUGGCGAGGACGCCUCCAUAGCCGACGAGGCCGAGCCGGUGGCCCUUGGCCUCAUCCCCGUCAUGUACAGCACCGUCUUCAGCGCCACCAUCCAGAUGUUCCUCCAGGCGCAACAGAGGAACUCCAUCGUCAUCUGGUUCGCCGCGGUGUCGUUCUUGCUCCACUUGCUCCUUUCGUGGCUCUUCGUGAUGAAGCUAGACUGGGGACUAGCCGGAGCACUCGGCGCAAUGAACGUGUCGUGUUGGUCGAUGGUGGCGGCCGAGUUCGUCUAUAUAUUUGGCGGGUGGUGUGGGGAGACAUGGCAAGGGUUCUCCACGGCGGCUUUCAGUAGCUUGUGGCCGGUCGUCAAGCUCUCCGUGUCCUCCGGCGUGAUGCUCUGCUUGGAGUUGUGGUACAACUCUGUUCUUGUAUUGCUUGCUGGGUACAUGGAAAAUGCAACAGUCACUAUAUCAACCUUCUCCAUCUGCCUCAGCAUAGCAGCAUGGAUCCUAAUGAUCGGCCUCGGCUUCCUAGUUGCAGCAAGUGUGAGGGUCUCGAAUGAGCUGGGGAGAGGGAACACCAAAGCAGCAAAAUUCGCCAUCAAAGUCAUCUUCAGUACGGCGACAUGUUUCGGGCUGGUCUGCGCGGUCCUGUGCCUUCUCUACAGCUACCAAAUUGCAAAUUUGUUCACAAGCAACGAGGAAGUGGAUGAGUCUGUGUCUGAACUCUCUUACCUGCUUGCACUAUCGGUGUUCUUGAACACCGUCCAGCCAGUUCUCACAGGGGUGGCCAUAGGAGCAGGAUGGCAAAGUGGGGUUGCUUUUGUUAAUAUUGGAUGCUAUUACCUGAUUGGGGUCCCCAUUGGAGCUGUACUUGGAUAUGUUGCCCAUUUGGAGGUCAAGGGAAUAUGGAUAGGAAUGAUUUGUGGGGUUACUUCACAAUUGCUUGCUCUUGUCUACAUGACAUGGAAAACAAAUUGGGAUGAACAGGUAAUCAGGGCAUCGGAACGCCUGAAUCGUUGGCUUUUGAAACCGUCUGAGAUGUCAAGCCAAAACACAGGGAAUAGCACAGAAGACUGAAGAGUGAGGACUUAUGGUCAAUGGAUCUAUACAUUGUAUCAGAUUGGUAUACUAUUACUUUACACAUACCACCUAAAGGAAAGUGGAUUUGUACUCUUUGUCAAUAAGAACAUAUUUGGUGUA